GUCAGAAACGAUAAGUGAUAUCACUCUUCGCUUUAAUAAUUCUAAUUCGACACACGGACAAAGAUUAUGCUGUACAUUAUUUUUCAUUCAAAGUUCGUUUCUAAACGCGGGUUACUACGAUCGUUCUAAAUUAGUGCAAUGACUCCAUUUUUCGCUACGCGACACGUUCUUUUAUAACUUUUCGACGCUUUGGAAGAAUAUUUUAAUCAUAUUAUUAUAAUCCACCCCUCAAUGACAUUCUUUUUCAAGACAGAUGUCGUCUAUUUGGACCAAAGCUCCAAGAUGAAACGCCGCAGACGCCAAAUCGGACAGAUAUGCCUGCUUCUUGCGGGCAUCAUACUCAUAAGUGCGGGCGUCUCGAUUUUCGUAUUCUUCGAAUCGAUAUACGAAUUCAUACUGAGAGAAGCCUUAAGGUUCGCGCCUACGUCACAAGCCUACUUAGCAUGGCAAACGAACGAUCCUCCUCUGAGGAUGGAUAUCUACGUGUUCAAUUGGACCAACCCCGAAGAAAUAGGGAAUCCCGACGUGAAGCCUGAGUUCGAGGAGGUGGGGCCUUAUACUUUCAAAGAGAUUAAGGAGAAAAUUAAUAUAACGUGGCAUGAGCAUAAUAGUACUAUAAGUUAUGCGUAUAAGAAGUUGUAUUUUUACGAUGAGGAGAAUAGUGUUAGGAAAUUAAACGAUGUGAUAUCUACUAUUAAUAUUGUACCGCUGACAAUAGGGUACAAAAUAAGACACGCAAGCUGGUGGACGAAGCGUGUUAUUUCAGCCACGCUGUCGAGUGUUUCUAGUCUCUACGUGACGAAAAACGUUUCGCAAAUCCUGUUCGAGGGUUACGAGGAACCCAUCCUAGGUACUUUAUCGAAGUUUCCAUUUUUAAACGUCCAGGAUAAGUUUGGAAUAUUUUAUGGUAAAAACAACACGAUGGGUCAAGAAGGCUUUUUCAGCAUGCAUUACGCCAACGAUGAGGAUUUCGGCAAGAUCCUGACCUGGAAUUUUAAAAACCGAACGGAAUUCUACGAAGGACACUGCAACGACAUCCGAGGAUCGUCGGGCGAAUUUUAUCCCAUUAAUCGCAAGAGGGACAAGUUGAUCCUCUACUCGGAUCAACUCUGUAAAUACGCAGAAUUCGAAUAUGUCGAGGAUGUGGUGAUAAAAGGCGUUAAAGGAUACAAAUAUACGGCGGAUAAUAUUUUUGACAACGGGACCACGCGUCCAGAGAACGCCUGUUUUUGCAAGGGCGAGUGCCUUCCUUCGGGCGUAUUCAACGUGUCCGCGUGCAGGGAUAAUUCGCCGAGUUUUCUAUCCUUUCCGCAUUUCUACCAGGCCGAUCCUUAUUACACCGACGCGAUAAAGGGGAUGCGGCCUGAUAAAACCAAACAUGAAUUUUACAUCACCAUCGAGCCGAAAUCUGGUAUUAUAAUGGACAUACAGCUAGUUAUGCAGAUAAACAUGUUACUACAGCCAAUCCGAAGUGUACGAUUAUACGAAAAAGUGCCGAAAGUGUUCCUGCCUCUGUUCUACAUCAAACAAAACGUGAACCUCAAGGACGACAUAGCGUCCAGCCUAAAGAUCAUUCAGAAUUUCCCCGAAUAUUGCAAUUACACGUUCUACAUCCUUGUAGGAUUGGGAUGCCUGUCGAUAUUUUGGGCUUUUUGUUCGUGCUUUUGGUGUUACACAUCUAACAAGCAAAAAUUCGAAAUUAACGGGAAAAUUGCGACGACCAGUAGCGCGACGAUCCGCGACGAGAUUCCUCUGAGAGGAGGAAGAUUAGGAAAAUAGUUUUUUUGUUACAAUUUAAGUUUUGUUAUAUAUUAAAUAAGUUUUUAUAAAUG
Messenger RNA from Psylliodes chrysocephalus, 1832 nucleotides. The record is from the annotation of a GenBank genome assembly. Lineage: Eukaryota; Metazoa; Arthropoda; Insecta; Coleoptera; Chrysomelidae.